Homo sapiens (human) is the source of this 4687-nucleotide messenger RNA. RefSeq names its product lamin tail domain containing 1 (gene LMNTD1). Lineage: Eukaryota; Metazoa; Chordata; Mammalia; Primates; Hominidae. The coding region runs from base 867 to 2096 and encodes 409 amino acids. The record is from RefSeq and is a predicted model, not a curated record. The transcript is spliced from 13 exons.
AGGCCUCACUAAGCUCCCACACAACCCAAAGGGCUGGUUUCACUCCCACUGUGGCCCACCCCCUACAACAGCACCAAGUCUGUUUUCAGGCAGUGGGCGAACAGGGCUGAGAACUUGCCCCAGGCUACCCACUUACCAGCUGCAAAACCAAGUAGGACGUUUGUUCUUCCCAGGCCUGUGGAGUCUGCACACUGAAUUCAUAUCUUUCUCCAAGUCCUGGCCAGGAGACUUCUCAAUCAGUUCAAACUGUUACAAAGUUCAGCUAGAGGUUUCCUGCUCCCUGUGGCCUUUUUCCAGUGCCUCUGACUGCCCCCCGCCCCAAGGACCCUGUGAGGCAGGGCAGAAAUGGCUUGCCAGGGGACCCAGUGAGUCCACAGGGCUUUUCCCGCUGCUUCCUCUACCCUGUAUUUUGUUUGGCUCUCUAAAUUGAUUCAACUCCAGUGCUUCCUCCAAAGGUUUAGAUAAUCCUUACCAGCAGAAGGGAAGACACCAACAUCCAAAUGACAUAGAACACUGGGCCUUUUCCUUCUACUCAAGACAGUGAGAUGGGAAAACUGAAUUCCAGACCUAACUGUCACCAACGGGACCAAUGACCGAGGGCAACAUUACAUGUAGUCACAUUUGCAAGAUGGGAGACCUGGAGUUCUGGAGUUCUGGACUAGAGCUGGCAACCUGGAUUCUGCAUACCUGAUUAGGUCUAUAAAAUGUCCUCAGGCAUAUAAAAUCCGUGCAUUAGAAGUCAAUUCUCGAAAGUCAAAACAUCAUAUAGGACUUUUGCUGACCAAAAACUAAAGGCUUCUGAGCAAGAUCACCAUUUGGAGACAGACUUAUCUAAAGAAAGAAAAGAGACUUCUUUUCUAGCCAAGAUGAAAGAUACACAAGACAUUCAGGAAGCUUCGAAGGCAAUGCAGAAUAAAGUCCAUGAGCAGGAAGAUAAGAAUGAGAAACAAAAACAAAGAGAAGACAAACUUGGAGUAUAUUCUUUAGUACAUUUUUCCCCAAAGAUGUUGGGUUCAGUUGCCACAACACUGCCAUUGUCAUCUUCAAAUUCCAGUGGAAUGCCUCUUGGUUACUAUCUGUCUAGUCCUCAGAUUAGUAGAGUAACUAUAUCAACAACUGGACAAUUGACUUCUAAAGCUACUGUAGGUAGCUGUUCCAGAGUGGAAAACAGCUUGGAUGCCAGCCCCUUCUCAGUUCCGAAGAAACAGGAUGAAUCACCCAUGAUUGGGGAUGGAGAAGAUUAUUUCCUUUCUUUGUUUGGUGAUUCAAAGAAACUUACAGCACACUCAAACUACACUCAGAAAACUUUAAAAUACUUUUCUAUGAUUCUUGAAGAAGUUGGCCAAUUUACCUCCAGUUCUCUUGGAGAUGUUGAAAUAGCUGAAGUGAAUGUCAAGGGUUUGUUCGUGAAGCUCAUUAACUCUUCCCUUGACAAAGAAAUGGCAAUUGGAGAUCAUAUUCUCCAGCAAAAUGUGAAUGGACAAACCAUUUCUUUGUACCGAUUCCUUCCAAACAUCGUAAUGCAGGCAAAUUCCACAGUAACAGUGUGGGCAGCAGCAUCUGAAGCAAAGCAUCAACCUCCAUCAGAUUUUCUUUGGAAGGAACAAGACAAGUUUAGAGCAAGUCCUGAUUGUAUAACAAUCCUGUGCAAACCGAACGGUCAAGCCAUUGCGUGGUACACCCCUAUCCACUGGAAGCAAGCGUGGGAAAAAUUAGAUGCUGACGUUGAAUUUAACAGAUGUUCAGUAGUAUCUCCAACAUUCCGAAAGCGUGUGUUUCAGUGGACAGCAUCUACAGCUACAAUAACUAAAGAAAAACAAGAUCAACCUAAGAAAGAUAUCUCAAAUUAUCAGGUGGAACAAGCUCAAGUUCUUCUUAAGAGAGAGAAGGAAAUCCCACCAACCGUUUUCCCUAAUCGCAGCCCUUGGUGCCAGAAUCCCUAUGUCUCUGCACAUCCUUACUGUCCUCUGAUUGAACCACACAAUACAUCCACCGCUGGAGGCAGAUUGGAUAGACAGCCCAGGACUCGGUCAACCAGACCUAAUCGAGCCUCAGGGUCUAAGAAAAAGAAGACAUCUGAGUCACAAAAGCAAUAAGCAGUCAACUCAACCUUUAAAGGACAAUAAUAUCCAAGUCUAGAGAAAAUGAAGAUGCCUAGCAUGUUGCAACCAACCUUCAUCACACAGGAGAGGAAGCCAGCAGCAAGCAAGCAAGAAAAUAGUUUCUUUUAGAUAAAAAAAAUAAUUCCUUAGGACUUUACUGUCACCAUUUCUGAAAGAAAAAGCUAGAGUUAGUGGACAAGUUAAAGUAUUUGUUUUCUAAGCAGUUGAGAAAAAAACAUUGGUCAAAAGCAAAACCAGCACAGUCUUUAUUUUGUUCACAUGAAGUGCCCUUGUGACUUCAGUCUUUUAUAUCCAACCCAACUAUCAAGUCUACAACUUCCACAGUUUCUACAGAUGCAUUUUCCAAAAGCAUAUGUGUCAGGAAUUAUGAAUCUUGGAGUCUGUCUGAUUCUCUACAGUUGGAAUCUGUCUCCUUGAAGUAUGGGGUUAAUUCAGCUUCCUAAUGAAAGAAUGAGUUAAAUUUCUACGGAGUAACCAGCUGGGAGUUUUUAAACCUGCCUACACUUAUCUAAAAUUUGCCAAAAAAGUCUCACCUUUCAGCUUGUGAUACUUACUAUGUGCAAAAUCCCAUGGACAGAACAGGAAAUGACAAAGGAACAAAAAUAUUUUAAUUAAAUAAUGUAAUGGAGCUACCUUUUAAAAAUGCCAUCCUCAGUCCUUAUUCUACAGCUAUCUUAUUCUAUACCUAUCAACAGUCUAAAAGUUUAAAAAAAUGAAAUAUGCCAAUUAUUAAUGUUGACCCUAUUUGUAGUGAGAAAGUAUGAUUGCUUCAGAUUCUGUGACAAUAUCCUGCCUAUUCCUUGUAGCUCUAUUUAAAUUGAUUCAUGUAUAUUUAUAUAGCAUAUACAGGAAGAUAUGGUGCAUACUUUCUUGGAGUUUGAGGGGAAGGAGAGAAGUGAGAAUUUUUCCCCAAUAUCUUCUUUUAAAAGAUUAAAAGUAAAAUAACCCAAAAAUUUUAUCAGUGGUGACCAUGAAGAGAAAUUCAUUGAGUUUUGUUGGUUUAUUACACCCAAGCACCAAGAGCUAAAAAUAUAUUUUUAAAAAUAUGCCAAGGGAUUCAAACAUAUGCAUUUUUUUUUUUUCAGAUGGAGUCUCACUCUGUUGCCCAGGCUGGAGUGCAGUGGUGUGAUCUCCACUAACUGCAGCCUCCGCCUCCCAGGUUCAAGUGAGUCUCCUGCGUCAGCCUCCCGAGUAGCUGGGAUUACAGGCAUCCGCCACCCUGCAUGGCUAAUUUUUGUAUUUUUAGUAGCAACGAGGUUUCACCAUGUUGGCCAGGCUGGUCUCGAAUUCCUGACCUCAGGUGAUCUGCCUGCCUUGGCCUCCCAAAGUGCUGGGAUUACACGCAUGAGCCACCAUGCCCGGCGCAAACAUAUGCUUUUGUUGCAGGACCUUUCCUUAGUUUAGCUAAAGACGGGGUUCUUGUCUGUUCCACAGCCAUGAAAAUUUAGGCUCGCAGAUGGUUAAAGGGUGAGUAAAGCAGGGUUUUAUUGGGUGAAAGGGGGGUUAAAUGGGAGAAACAGGGAUCCUCUGCAAGGCCAGUCCCCUGCUACAGUGCUUCCCGCCGGCCGUUGAAAUACCAGGUUCCACACAGGAAGAGGAGGGGCCGGUCUCAUCCUCGCUGCAAAGGGCAGGAACCCAAGGCUCCACCUCAGUUGCAGGCUGAUUGGAGUUUUUCCAGGGAACCCCUCCCACCUGGCUGACUCACUUUUGUACUAGUGUUCAUAGACUAUUAUUCACAAAAGCCCAAAAAUAGAAACAACACGUGUUCAUCGACAGAUGAAUGGGUUUUUUAAAAUCUGGUGUAUAAUACAAUGAAAUGUUAUUCAGUUAUUAAAAAAAUGAAGUUCUAAUACAUGCUACAACGUGGAUAAACUUUGAAACAUUAUGUUAAAUGAGAUAAGCCAUACACAAAAGGAUAAAUAUUAUGUAAUUUCACUUAUCUGAAUAAAAAAUGUAUAGAGAUGGAAAGUAUAACAGAGUUUACUAGGGGCUGUGCUGGAAAGGGGAGAAUGGAAAGCUAUUAUUUAAUGGGUAUAGAGUCUCUGUUGGGGAUGAUGAGAAAUAUUCAGGAAAUGGAUAGAGAUGAUGGUUGCACAACAUUGUGAAUGUACUUAAUGCCACUGAAUUGUACACUAAAAUGGUUAAAAUGGUUUACAAAGUACUUCUAAUAAAAUAUAGCUAGUAUUUCCAAGAUGGAAGAAAAUCAUAUUCUAGUCUCAAGCCUCUGAGAAGAUAUCCAUUGCUCAACAAAACAACUUUACGUAUACUUUCUGGUUAUACUGCAACAUAAAUAUUUUCUAGUUGCUGGGCCACACCGUUGACAUUAUUUCCUCAUUUUUGGACACUCCGGAGCAGACUUGUACAUUUUCAGAAAACUGUCAAUAACAUUUUUUGCCACUUUGCACCAUUAAGUGUUAUCUUUGAAUCAGGUGUUGGCCAAAUCGUGUAGACUGUUCCGUUUUGUUCAUGGUUACUAUGGAAACUGUGCAGUCAUAAUGUUUUGAGGAGACUAGCAGGAAAUUUAAGAGUGUACAAUAAAAGUUAACUUAUUUCAUGGUUUAAAA